This is a messenger RNA of Heterobasidion irregulare TC 32-1, 703 nucleotides long. RefSeq lists its product as uncharacterized. The coding region runs from base 369 to 635 and encodes 88 amino acids. The transcript is spliced from 3 exons. Lineage: Eukaryota; Fungi; Basidiomycota; Agaricomycetes; Russulales; Bondarzewiaceae. The record is from RefSeq and is a predicted model, not a curated record.
GACAAUAUGAGAAGGAAUAGAUAGAUAUUUUAUGAAAAAAGCGCUGGAGUGAACAGACUGUACAACAACCGUAAAUCCGUGAUAAGUUGCGUGUGAUGAACCUCGUGAGAGAUGAGCUUAUCGACCCCUCGUCGCUGAGGUGCCGUCGUCGAUGUCGACCACAAGCAAAGUCCUGCGAAAACCAGAGUGAGUCAGUUUUCAACCGAAUCGAUCCGAGCGCAACAGGUUGGUCAAAACAACGAGGGUGGUAAGGAAAGGAAAGGCAAAGACAUCGAUAGCGUGCGCCGCGAAACAAAAGAGCGAGCGAAGAGAAAAGAAAAACGAACGGUACGCACCUUCAGCUCUAUCCACUGAGCAGGCCAUCUCCUAUGCCCCCCAUGCCCCCUCCGCCGCCCUCUGGACCAUCGUGCCUCGGGCCCUGCGAGGGACCAUCCUCACCGCUAUGUUUCCUGCCCCUGUUUGGGCAGUGCUCUCGCUUGUGGCGAUGGACUUCAUCUUUACGCACAAAAAGGGCUGGGCAGUCGCCGCAUGCAAAUUCGCGCUGUCCUCCGUGGCGCAGAGUCGCCUUGUGUCGGGGCAUGUCGUACGGGCACGACAGCCGCUUGCUGCACCCGUCGGUGCCGUCGCAGACAUGAGGCCUCGGGGACUGGAUCACCUGUGGGGUUCUCCACCCUAUGGGUGGACGUCGUCGAUUUUAGCGUAG